Molecule: messenger RNA, 3447 nt
Organism: Arvicanthis niloticus (Nile rat)
Lineage: Eukaryota; Metazoa; Chordata; Mammalia; Rodentia; Muridae
Gene: Kcnk5
Product: potassium two pore domain channel subfamily K member 5
Biological process (GO): potassium ion transmembrane transport; stabilization of membrane potential
Cellular component (GO): plasma membrane
Molecular function (GO): potassium ion leak channel activity; outward rectifier potassium channel activity
Source: RefSeq, a predicted model, not a curated record
AAAGAGCCGUGCGGAGGCGCGCUGGGCGUACUGUCGCGCGCACAGAGGCGGCACACGUGUCUCCCGGUGUGGGUCCUGAGUUUCACCCUACCCUUCAGGAUCCAGAGAUUGGGGUGGACUCCAAACCCCUUUUGGUGUCUGCUCACUCUGGCCUGUGUGAACGUGAUCCACGCAGUUCCCCGCGCUCAGGGAGCCAACUUGGCCAAGCAACUGUCCCGGGAGCGGCGCGCGGGGGGUACCGGGCACUGCGCAUGCGGAGCUCCAAAUUCAAACAGCUGUGUCCAGGGCUGCAGGACGGGUGAACCGGGAGCUGCUGGAAUUAGGGGACUCUUUCUCUAGGAGGUGGCCAUUCCAGAGCCAUGGUGGACCGGGGUCCCUUACUCACCUCGGCCAUCAUAUUCUACCUGGCCAUCGGGGCGGCGAUCUUCGAAGUGCUGGAGGAGCCACACUGGAAGGAGGCCAAGAAAAACUACUACACACAGAAACUGCAUCUACUCAAGGAGUUUCCGUGCCUGAGUCAGGAGGGCUUGGACAAGAUCUUACAGGUGGUGUCUGAUGCUGCGGAUCAGGGUGUGGCCAUCACCGGGAACCAGACUUUCAACAACUGGAACUGGCCCAAUGCGAUGAUUUUUGCAGCCACCGUCAUCACCACCAUCGGUUAUGGCAAUGUGGCUCCCAAGACCCCAGCUGGCCGCCUCUUCUGUGUCUUCUAUGGCCUUUUCGGGGUGCCGCUGUGCCUGACAUGGAUCAGCGCCCUGGGCAAGUUCUUCGGGGGACGUGCCAAGAGGCUGGGCCAGUUUCUUACCAGGAGAGGAGUGAGCUUGAGGAAGGCUCAGAUUACAUGUACGGCCAUCUUCAUCGUGUGGGGUGUCCUGGUCCACCUGGUGAUCCCGCCCUUUGUGUUCAUGGUGACAGAAGAAUGGAACUACAUCGAGGGCCUCUACUAUUCCUUCAUCACCAUUUCCACCAUUGGUUUUGGGGACUUUGUGGCAGGUGUGAACCCCAGUGCCAACUACCAUGCCCUCUACCGCUACUUUGUGGAGCUUUGGAUCUACCUGGGGCUGGCUUGGCUGUCCCUCUUUGUCAACUGGAAGGUGAGCAUGUUUGUAGAAGUACACAAAGCCAUUAAGAAGAGGCGGCGGAGGCGGAAGGAAUCCUUUGAGAGCUCCCCACACUCCCGGAAGGCCCUGCAGAUGGCUGGAAGUACCGCCUCCAAGGACGUCAACAUCUUCAGUUUUCUAUCCAAAAAGGAGGAGACCUACAAUGACCUCAUCAAACAGAUUGGGAAGAAGGCAAUGAAAACAAGUGGGAGUGGGGAGCGGGUCCCAGGACCUGGACACGGGCUGGGGCCUCAAGGGGAUGGACUACCCGCCAUCCCUGCAUCCCUGGCACCUUUGGUGGUCUAUUCCAAGAGUCGAGUGCCCAGCUUGGAAGAGGUAUCUCAAACUCUAAGAAACAAAGGACAUGUGUCAAGGCCACUUGGUGAGGAGGCUGGGGCACAGGCCCCCAAGGAUGGUUACCCGACCUCCGAAGUGUUUACUAACCAACUGGACCGGAUCAGUGAGGAGGGGGAGCCAUGGGAAGCCCUGGACUACCACCCGCUCAUCUUCCAGAAUGCCAACAUUACCUUUGAAAAUGAAGAAACCGGCCUCUCAGAUGAGGAGACCUCUAAGUCUUCCGUGGAGGACAACCUGACCUCAAAGGAGCAGCCUCAACAGGGGCCCAUGGCUGAGGCGCCCUUGAGCAGCACGGGUGAAUUCCCUUCAUCGGAUGAGUCCACCUUCACCAGCACUGAGUCAGAGCUCUCUGUGCCUUACGAGCAGCUGAUGAAUGAAUACAACAAGGCAGACAGCCCCAGGGGCACGUGAGGUGGGCCUGGCUCCCCACCUGCUCUCCAGGGGCUUCCUCUCACUAGGGUUGUCCUGUGAUUGCCAGACCCCCCGAGGAGAAGGCUCUGGAAAUGAGAUGGGGAGCCAGGGACCUGCCUUUCCUUCUGUCCUCUCCAGUUGGUUGCUUCCAUGGGAUGUGGUGUUGGCUCAGGACAGGCCUCCAUUCUAUGGCCCAGUGGGGAGGCUGCUGUCCUGGGCCUGCCUGGCAGGUAUAACUGCUGACUCAGAGGCACGAAGGCUGCAACACUCACCCUGGAGGUCCUGUGUUUGCUGCUUGAGUCUUCCCCCAUUGUUCGGUUGACUUUUGUACGGUUCUCUGAGGCCAGGAGCUUCAGCUGAGUUCACCAGUGUUAAUGGGCGACACCCUUGUACCUGGCACUAAGCUAGACAUCUGGAAGGAGGAGCUUGUAAAAACCACAGUUGGCGCGUGAUUCUCGGGUGUUCUGGGAAGGCACAGAUAUGAUGGGGUUGGGGCCCCUCAGUACCCCAGCAGUAGCAGGACCUACUUACCCACCUACUCAUCACUGCCCUGCAAGCCCCUUACUGUAAACCUCAGGGCAGGGCCUGUGGGAGAGGGGGUAUGUGUGUCCUCUAUGUGAAGCCACGCCCACCUCAGAUUCCCUUUGAAUAGCAACAGCGGGCCAAAGGUUUCCUGUGCCCUGAAAGUGCAGGAGAAAGAUGGAAACUCCGGGUGUGGCCAGGGAGCUCAGAAUGAGGUGCAGGCCCCUCAGCCCCAACCUAGGCACCCACACUCCCAGCCCACCGUCUAAUUUGGUGGAGAUUCCCUCACUGCCUCUCCCUCUCCUCUCUUAGUGGGACCUGUGGAGUGAGGCCAGAUUGUUCUCAGCUCAUAGAACUGUGAAUUGAGCUCCCGCCUCCAGGCACUGUAUGGUGUUAGCAUGUGCAGGUGCCAGUGGGCAUGCGUGUGCGCAUUUGGGCUGGGGAGAAAAGAAAAUGUGAAUCUUACUGGUCCAGUUCCUAGUGAGGUCUGGGAACUAGCUGCUGUAUAAGUCCUUGAUGCUCAGCCUUCAACUAGCCCACUCUGACCUAAAUGCUUUUUGUUAUUAAUAUUUUUUUUUAAUGAACUGUUGUUUUUAUACCCAGAGCCAGUAAAGAACAGAGUCCCUGCCGUUGGGAUGGAGGUCUGUCAGGCACUCUGUUGUCCUCCCAACUCAGCUUGUCCUUUGCCAGCCAAAGUCUAGCUAGGGAGGGACAACCGCAGGUCUUGGGUGCAGGGCGGGAGAUAUGGAGUUCCCAGCUCAGCUGAUAACCUGCCUCAGCCCCUUCUCCUGCCAUGUACACUUGCCAAGGGGCAUAUAGGGCCAGAGCCCCCACAUGUGAUGACAGUGAGAGGUGUGUGUCCAUACCUCUACCAUUAUCAAAGCGGUUGCAGAGGCCACAGAGCCUCAUGGUGGGAGGGAGGAAGAGCCUGGCUCCUGUGAGACGUCCUAAGCUGACUGUCCUGGAGCCACACCAACCACGCAUGUGCUGGGGGUGAAGGCAGAUGUAAUUUAUUUUAGCAUUUUUUUUUUUACAAUAAAACACAUGAACAAGCCCA